Messenger RNA from Lethenteron reissneri (Far Eastern brook lamprey), 1467 nucleotides. RefSeq names its product cilia- and flagella-associated protein 100-like. Lineage: Eukaryota; Metazoa; Chordata; Hyperoartia; Petromyzontiformes; Petromyzontidae. The record is from RefSeq and is a predicted model, not a curated record.
AUGCAGUACCGCCAGGUGGAGAAAGAGGGGCUCUCUGAAUUUGUCUCCCGCAAGCGAGAGAUGUUCCUUGUGCAGUACGGCCUGAGCGUGAAGCGCGAGGAGAUGCGCGCCCUGGAGCAGCAGGGAGCGCGCGAGGAGCGAGCGCUCGAGCAAGCGGAGCGCUUUCUGGAGGACGACGCGGCCAUGUUCGAUGAGUUCCUCAAGCAGAACGAUCGCAGCGCCGUGGAGGCCAUCAGGGUAGCGGAGAUGGAGAUGAAGGCGCGGAUGGAGCAGGUGGCUGAGAUUAAGAAGCUGACGGCCCAGAUCGUGUCCGCCAAGAGUGAGAUCGCACGGCAGGAGGAUCUGCUGCAGGAGUACCGAUUGUAUAAGCGCUUCCUGGAGGGGCUGGCGCCACCGGAGUGGCACCAGCGGCGGCGCGAGCGCAAGCGGGCGGCACGAGCGAUCGCAGCACCCGGGGAGGGAGCAGUGGAAACGGAGGGAACCUCCCCAUGCAAGCCAGAGAACAGCAAAGGAGACGGAGGCAGCUCCAACGCAUCCCAGGACAACUCUGACGACAGUGAGGGGGAGUUUGAGCUGCCGCUCAGCAGCCCCCAGGAGCUGCUGGACCUGUUCACGGAGUUGGAGGAGCAGAACCUCUCCCUGAUCCAGAACUCCCAGGACAUGGAGCAGUCCCUGGAGGAGGCACGCCAGAACAUCGCCAGCACGAACCAGCGACUGAACAAAGAGACAGAGGCCCUCGAUGUCCAAGUGCAGGAGCUGCGUGCCGCCAUCACUCACGAGGAGGAGAGGGCGUCCGACCUGGAGCUCCAGGCCAACGUGUUCUCGCUCGGCGAGCUCCGCCAGGAAGAGCAGGAGCAAAUGCUGGAGGCACUCAGCGCCAAGGUGUGCGCCGUGUACCGGGCAUGUGUGGGCACCAGCGAGGGGAAUCUGGGAACACUGCAGAUGCUCACGAGCGUGGAGAACCGCCUCGAGGAGCUGCUGGUGGAGCUGGAGGGGAUGCCCCCGGAGCGGGUGCACAGUGCCGAGCGCGCCAAGCACAAGGAGCGACGCUUGCGUAUGCGGGAGGAGAAGGCCCGGCAGCAGAAGCAGCACCAGGAGGAGCGACUGCGCCGGGCGUUGGAGAGAGCGCAGGCUGAGAUCACGCAUCGGACGGGGCGCCGGCUGGUGUUCCGCUCGGAGCCUCCCGUGCGCCGCACCCACAAGGAGCGCGGUCAGGAGAGCAGCGAGAGGGAGCAGGAGGAGGCCCUCUAUUUCUUCAGCUGAAGAUUCACGACGACACGUCAGCUCGCGUGCAGCCCUCCAACCUCGCCCCCCCCCCCCCGUUUUUACAGGACUGCUGCUGCUGUGUGUGUCCAUCAACCCACGCGCGCUUGCUUACUCAUGCAAAGCUGCCUGCGUGCCCUAUAAGGCGGCGGUGUUGACUGUGUACUGGUAGCGAGCAAAAUAAAAUUAAUCCGUAAAAACAAA